UGGACACAGCCGUGGCGCACGGAUCAAAACGCGGUAAACCACGCGUGUGCGGCAGCAGCACGACUCGAAAACAACGCUUAACACCGCUGCAUCGGCUCCGCGGCCCAACACCAUGCGAGCGCUGCUGCUCCUCUGCGCAGCAAUCGCGCAAGCCCUGCAGUUCACGACGCAGCAGGCCAAAACGCCAUUGCUCCUCGACGCCGCGACGACGUUGAAGGCCUCCGCGCGGCCGCUGACGAAGGUGCUCCUCGACGCGGCCGAGGGCGCCUCGGACGAGGCCCGCGCCGAGACGAUGAAGACGCUGCGCGACAUGCUCUGCAGUCCCUCGGCGACGCAGCUCGUGGCCUGCCGCGGCGACUCGACGGACGUCAUCGCGACGUGCGCGGUCGCCGCACGCGAGGCGAGCGGCAGCGCGCUCCCCCGCCGCGCCCACAUCAGCGACUUGUACGUCGAGGAGUCGUGCCGCCGCGCCGGCGUCGCGACGGCGUUAGUGGCGGACGCGCUCGCCCUCGCGCGGGCCCGCGGCCUCGAGUGCGUGACGCUCGAGGUCGAGACGGACAACGCCGGCGCGCGGCGCCUCUACGAGAAGCUCGGCUUUCGGGGCGAGUCGCUCCGGAGCCCGUUGGCGUUCUUCAAGUACGGGACGUGGGCGUGGAACAAAGAUAUCCUACGGCUCGACAUGGCGGCGGGCGACUAG
This is a messenger RNA of Pelagomonas calceolata, 697 nucleotides long. The record is from the annotation of a GenBank genome assembly. NCBI's taxonomy places the organism in Eukaryota, Pelagophyceae, Pelagomonadales, Pelagomonadaceae.